AUGUGGUAUGUCCCCUUUUCUGCCCCCACUAGCCAGCUCCUCCCACCUGACUCAUUCACCAGCAAACACAUCCUCAACGCCCAAGUAGCGAUUCGCUCACCCUGCUGCAAGAAAUGGUUCGACUGCGCCGAAUGCCACCACGAGUCAGAGUCGCACCCUUUACUGCCCUCAAUCGAGAUGACAUUCGCGUGCAAGAAAUGCAGGAAGUGUUUCCGUAAGGACGCGCAGGAGUUCGAGGAGGCCGACGAGUACUGUCCCCACUGUGACAACCAUUUCGUGCUCGAGGCCGUAGUGCCCAAGCCCGCACUGCGCGUCGAGGGCGAGGAUGCCCGCGUGGACGCCCGCAUGCUUAAGGAUGAGCGCGUUAAGCCGCAGCCUGGGCAGGAGCUGAGGACUAUUUUCGAUGCGGAUAAAGAGGCGGGGAGGUUGGGUUGA
Messenger RNA from Pseudomassariella vexata, 435 nucleotides. Its product is annotated as zinc finger protein. Bases 1 to 435 code for a protein of 144 amino acids. Lineage: Eukaryota; Fungi; Ascomycota; Sordariomycetes; Amphisphaeriales; Pseudomassariaceae. Gene Ontology annotation, molecular function: zinc ion binding. Gene Ontology annotation, biological process: protein import into mitochondrial intermembrane space. The record is from RefSeq and is a predicted model, not a curated record. Gene Ontology annotation, cellular component: mitochondrial intermembrane space. The transcript has a single exon.